Messenger RNA from Bubalus bubalis (water buffalo), 3057 nucleotides. It is a transcript of the gene SLC35A5, whose product is annotated as solute carrier family 35 member A5. Gene Ontology annotation, biological process: pyrimidine nucleotide-sugar transmembrane transport. Gene Ontology annotation, cellular component: Golgi membrane. Gene Ontology annotation, molecular function: pyrimidine nucleotide-sugar transmembrane transporter activity. Lineage: Eukaryota; Metazoa; Chordata; Mammalia; Artiodactyla; Bovidae. The record is from RefSeq and is a predicted model, not a curated record. Bases 171 to 1448 code for a protein of 425 amino acids. The transcript has 7 exons.
UCCUAGAUGCUGGAGAGAAACUUGUCCUUACCGAGGAGGGGAGAUAUCUCUUUGGCCUCUGUAGGCUUAGGCCCGCUUGGGUUGUGGGUGUUGGCAUUUUCAACCCGUCUCCCAUUAGUUUCCCAGGUCCUGUGCGCUGUCUUUAUACUAGGGAAUUAAAAAACAGUGGAAUGGAAAGCAAUUGUGGUCAUCCCAUGUUAAGCACCUCGUCAGCAAUGUAUACAUUCCUGCUGGGGGCCAUAUUCAUUACUUUAAGCUCAAGUCGCAUCCUACUGGUAAAAUAUUCAGCUAAUGAAGAGAACAAAUAUGAUUAUCUUCCAACUACUGUGAAUGUGUGCUCAGAACUGGUAAAGCUGGUUUUCUGUGUGCUUGUGUCAUUCUGGGUUUUAAAGAAAGAAGAUCAUCAAAAUAGAAAGUUGAGAUGUGGUUCCUGGAAGGAAUUCUUUAAUUUCAUGAAGUGGUCCAUUCCUGCCUUUCUUUAUUUCCUGGAUAAUUUGAUUGUCUUCUAUGUCCUUUCCUAUCUUCAGCCUGCCAUGGCUGUUAUCUUCUCAAAUUUUAGCAUUAUAACAACAGCUCUCCUAUUCAGGAUAGUGCUGAAGAGGCAUCUAAACGGGAUACAGUGGGCUUCCCUCCUGAUUCUGUUUUUGUCUAUUGUGGCCCUCACUUCUGGGACGGAGACCUCAGAGCAUAGCCUGGCAGGACAUGGAUUUCAUCAUGACGCCCUCUUCAGCCCAUCCAAUUCCUGUCUUCUCUUCAGAAGUGAGUGUCCCAGGAAAGACAAUUGCACAGCAAAGGAGUGGACAUUUUCUGAAGCUCAGUGGAACACGACGGCCCGAGUUUUCAGUCACAUCCGUCUUGGCUUGGGCCAUGUUCUUAUUAUAGUCCAGUGUUUUAUUUCUUCAAUGGCCAAUAUCUAUAAUGAAAAGAUACUGAAGGAAGGGAACCAACUCACCGAAAGCAUUUUCGUACAGAACAGCAAACUCUAUUUCUUUGGUGUUCUUUUUAAUGGACUGACCCUGGGCCUUCAGAGCGGUAACCGUGAUCAGAUUAAGAAUUGUGGGAUUUUUUAUGGGCACAAUGCAUUUUCAGUAGCCCUUAUUUUUGUAACUGCAUUGCAGGGCCUCUCGGUGGCCUUUAUUCUGAAGUUCCUGGAUAACAUGUUCCAUGUCUUGAUGGCACAGGUCACCACUGUCGUCAUCACAACGGUGUCUGUCUUGGUCUUUGACUUCAGGCCCUCCCUGGAGUUUUUCUUAGAAGCCCCAUCAGUUCUUCUCUCAAUACUUAUUUACAAUGCCAGCAAUCCUCAAGGUGUGGAAUACGUACCUAGGAAAGAAAGGAUUCGAGAUCUAAGUGGCACUCUUUGGGAGCGUUCCAGUGGGGAUGGAGAAGAACUGGAAAGACUUACCAAACCCAAGAGUGAUAUUGAAUCAGAUGAAGAUACUUUCUAAGUGGUACCCAAAUAGUUGGCAGCUAUCACAAACAUUCUCACUAUGUGUGAUAAUUAUCUUUUCACUUUGAUAAACCAAGAACAUUUCUAAAGCAUAAAACUCUUUGCAUAUAUCUAACCAUUCCCAAAAUAAUUCCAACCAAAGCUUAGAGGACCUAAAGGCUAAAAAGUUCUAAGGAACUGACAUAAGAGUAAUAGUAUGGAGACUGCAUUAAUGACGUGGUACUUAGUACAUUGUGGGCUUACCAGGUGACACAGUGAUAAAGAAUCCAUUACAGGAGAUGCAGGAGAUCCUAGGGCUGAGAAGAUCCCAGGAGUAGGAAAUGGCAUCCUGCUCCAGUACUCUUGCCUGGACAGUUCUUGGGACAGAGGAGCCAGGUAGGCUAUAGUUCAUGGGGUCUCAAAGAGUCAGACACGACUGAGCACACACCCAAACACUUAGUAAGUCAAGAUAUAUUUGCAGAUUAUUUUCCUCUUCCUCCAUUCCAAAAAAAACUUGUGAUAAUCAUGUUAGCUUUACCCUGUAAGUAUACAAAUAGAGAUCAGUUUGCUAGAUUUUCAUAAUUGUGUAGUUCUGCUCUGCAUGCCAUAGUCUUCCCUUUUUUAUCAUUAGAAAUACCACUUAGGUUGUCCUUUGAAUUUUGAGGUCACGGAGAUAGUCAUUUUGUAAUUAAAAAGCAAUGUGACUCUUUCUAAAAAAUUUGCUUGAAGGCCACAACAUUGAUUUGAGAAUAAUGUAGUCUGUGCUAAAUAUUUUGCCAAAGAAACAAAAUUUUCAACAAAAAUCUCAGAAUUUUAAUUUUUAGGAAUUUUCAGGGAAUUUUAGUUUUAGUGAUUAUCCUUUGAUGUUUUUCUAUACAAAAAAGCUUCAAUUUAGGUGAAAGUUGGUUUCCAGUCCUCAGUUAUCACUUGUAUUUUACAUCAGUUAAGCCAGCUGUGAUGGGUUUUUUCUCCACAGUUUGAGCAUGUCACUUUUGGAUUAUUCUAUUUCAGAGAACUAAUAAGCUACUUUUAUUAGUUAUUAAAUAGAAGUUAUGAUUAUUAUAUGUGUUUAUAGCAUAUUCUGUUCCUAAAGGUUAAGCCACUGGCUUCAGAUCCUGCCAGACUGUUGGUAAGACUAGUGCCGAAGACUUCCUUUUAAAAGAGUCACUUUGCAAACAAAUGACUUUUACUGAACUAUGAAUGGUGUUACUCUAAAAAGAGGAAGCCUAGUUAUAAAUAAAGCACUUUAUAGUAACUUAUUUCACACUUAAACUGCAUGGUAUUUUUAGAGGUAUUUUUGCAUGCAUCCAAUUGAAUCUAUGAGUUAGAAAAGUCAGGUGAUAGGUAAUUUAAAAAUGAGGAAACAAAUGAUUUGCCCAAGACUGUACAGCUGGAUGGCGAUAGGACAAGAGCUGACUUUAGCUAAUAGGCUUGUGUGUUUACAGAGUACUAUACUGUAAAUAUGAGCUUUAAGGUAUCAUUUUCAUACCGUUUGUAUGUCUUUUUUCCCCCUAAUUUUCAUGUAGAUAAAUAUAAGAUGAUGCUAUUAAUCCAUCUGUGAUAGCCAGAAUAAUAUGAAUGGCAAGAGUUGGUGGAAAUUUAUAAAUAAAAUAAUUAUUAAACCCUUA